UAGGGGUUCGCCGAGACAUCGGAAUAUAUCACCGCCGCCCGGCGUCGCCCCGCCGGCGUCGUUCGGCAGCGACGCCGACCUACACACGUUUAGGGAGGCCCUAGCACGAUCGCCGAUAUCACGCCUACCUCUUAGUACCGAUCUAUGUGCUUUCAUAACGGGUGAAAUAGAUAGGAACGGUAAACGAGCGCCCAGCCCUUCCGACGUUCCAAUGAGCAGCCCUUCCCACCACAAAAGACCUAGGUAUAUGUGAGAUAAGACGUUUGUUUCAAUUUCGCCAUCGGUGGUGUUUGUAUUUCAACUGUGAAUAUAGUUAUAGCUAUUGUAUAAUCAUCAUCAAGCAGUGUUUAAUUCUUUAUUAUAAAACUACGCGUAAUUUUUUUUGAUCUGCAAAUUUUAUCCGAUGUUUUACUUUUUCUUUUUUUUAUACUAAAUCAUUGCCAACGUUUCAAUUUUGCAUCAAAUGCAGUAACAUGUUCCUUUAUUUAACUGGUGAUACACAAUCAUUCUUAUGGGACAUAUUCAUGUGUACAGAGCUUUUCUCGUUUUUGGUGCCUUUUUCUAAACGCACUCGUGGAACAGUGCAAAAUUGAGGUGUGUUGCAGUUAAAGUGAGACUCUCUCUAUGCAUGAAAAUGUUACCAGUGAUACCUGUAUGACAAAAUAGGGCGUGCACCCCUUAUUCUAACCGUUUCAGUUGAUAAUAGGCAUCUUCACAAUUUACUAGCUUGUGAUAUUGUAUUCUAUUUGUGACCAAGCGUAACAUAAGCUAUACGAAUUCUGGUCCUUCAACCUUUAUAAUUGCAUCUUGGCUUUCCUUUUUUGUAGAAUUGGUGCCAAAAUUAAAAAUGUAGUCACGAACCUACUUAGGAACGCUUUGCAAAAUAAUUGUUUGAAAAUUUGUUUCGUUUGCCGAUUGCAGUAAAACAAGAGUGCUACUUUACUGAUUUCCCCUCAUAGUCAUACGAUGAAUGUAAUUUUCAAUAAUCUCCACUUUGUUAAAAUAUUAUGUGAUAUGUUAUUUAAAAUUGUGUGGUUCAAAUUAGUGAUUAUCUCGUAAUCGUUUUAUUUUAAUACUACUAUAUUUUGCACCAAGUGUAACAGGUUGUAGUAUAUUUUACUAAUAAAAUUAUUAUAAUGGUAAUUUUGUGUGUUGUGAUUAUUGAAAAGUAAAAUGGGGGAAGAGUGCUCUUGUUUAAAAAAAGAUGUAACAAUUUAUGUUAAAUUUUUAUUGUUUUUUUUAAAUAAAUAUCAGCGAUUUAGUCUUUCAUUUCUUGUUAAUUAAUUAGCUGUAACUUUAUUUAAUAUAUUUCAUUAUUGUAAAUUAUUGACUAUUAAAAUAUAGAUAUUAUUUCUU
Photinus pyralis (common eastern firefly) is the source of this 1356-nucleotide messenger RNA. RefSeq names its product UPF0472 protein C16orf72 homolog. The record is from RefSeq and is a predicted model, not a curated record. NCBI's taxonomy places the organism in Eukaryota, Metazoa, Arthropoda, Insecta, Coleoptera, Lampyridae.